AUGCAGGAGUCCAUCUUGACCGGAAUCGGAGCACAUUAUUGAUGACGUCAUAGCUCAACUUCUCGAUGUUUAUUUUCAUGUUUUCAUUAAAAGUUUUCAUUUAUUUAUGUGGAAAAGGUCUCUUUUUCUACUUUUUUAGUAUAAAUAACGAAAUACCGAAUUAUAUAAAUUUUGAUGAGGACUUUUCUGAAGUAAAAUUGAAUUUCUCAUCGAAUGGUGUGAACAAUUUUUGUUUUCGUGUAGAAAUAAAAGACUUUAUGAAGGUAUUUUCAUUCACGGAUUAUGAGCACAUGAGUGUUUCAAAAUGUUCAGAAUUUUAUUCUGUUCGAAAUGUUUUUUUUUUUACCCAAAGGCUCACUCAGCGUUUAUUGUUCAAAAUUCAUUAAAGCUCCAAGUUGUGAAAACCAGAGAUGCGGAGUAAAAAUCGAACGUUGAGCUUUAAUGAAUUCAUUGAAUUCUGAAAGAUAAACACUAAACAGUAGCAGCUUUGGAUAAAAAACUAUUUUGAACUGGAUAAAAAUAAAAUUCUGAACAUUUUUGAUUUUGGUAUUUUAAAACACUAGUGUUUUCAUUGAAAAUUUCGAGAAAUUUCAAUUCAAUAUAUCUACUUACAUAAUAAUUUAUCCAUGAAUGAAAAUACUAUAUUAUAAUAUAAAGUCGUUGUUUCUGUAAUUCUGCUGGAAAGCAAACCAUUCGACGAAAAAUGUCAUUUUAAUCGUCGACCCGACGAUUUUAAUUAAGAAAAGUCAUCAUCGAAAUUUACGCAAAUUCACUUUAUUCCUACCAAUAAUGAUUAAUAAAGUCGAAAAACUGAAUUUCUCCCAUACAAUUACCUGUGAAAACUCGGAAAAUGAUAAAUAAACAUCGAGAAGUUGAGCUAUGACGUCAUCAAUAAGGUGCUCCGAUUCCGGUCAGGAUGGACUCCUGUUUAUGCCGUGUUAUAAAUUAGUUUAGCUUUAAUUUAAAUUUAAGAAAUAUUAUUUUAAUAACUUAUAUUUUUAUUAAUUAAUUGUAAUUAUGAGUCCGUGCGUUGUUCGAAUUCACAAGGAAAUAUAUUCUCUUCUUCGACAUCCUCCCAAGGAUUUCAUUUGCCGGCCGAAAUUUGAUGAUUUUUCCCUUGAAAUAAUUUUAAAUGGCGCUCCGGGGACAUGUUACGAAAACGGAACGUUUGUUCUUGAACUUGUUGUACCAAAACAGUAUCCGUUCGAAAGUCCAAAAUUGCAGUUUAUGACUUCGAUUUAUCACCCGAAUGUCGAUAUUUCCGGAAGAAUUUGUCUUGAUUUGUUAGGUGGUGGUUGGUGUCCUUCAAAUACCUUGCAUCACUUACUGGAAGCGGUAAAGUGUUUGAUGUACCACCCUAAUAUUGAGGAUCCUCUUAUUCCAGAACGGGCUUUUCAGUAUAAAUACGACUAUGAUGAAUUUCAACGCAAAGCCAAAGAAUGGACGCGAAUUUUCGCUCCAAAACUUGAUAUGAAUGUAUUGAAACCGCCGAUGGAUUACAAUCGUAAACGCCAAUUCGAACAAGAAGAAGUGACGUACGGAAGUCGUAAACGAUAUUUUUAAUUUAAUGCAACUUUUUAUAGUUUUGUACCGGUGAUGCGUGUCUGAGAUGAUCUGCAUUUUUGAUAACAUUUUGUACAUUCAAUGUAAUUUUUGUUCGUGUUUUGUAUUUUCUAUUGUUAGUAUUUUUUGUUGCCGUUCUUAUAAUGUUUCAUGUAAAAAUAAUGGUCACUAUGAGUUAUUUGUAAGAAAUAGUUUGAAUUUUCGAUCUUUAUUACGAAUUCUUUUCUUUUUAGAACCUAUUUAAUAAUCUUUUUCACAUAUUAUACGAAUUAAUUGAACAUUCGGGUAUAUAUGUCAAGAAGCUUUUACUUAGAAAAAUUGAAUUCUUGUAUUGAAAAUUUUGAUGCUGUGAUUAGGUUUUAAUUUUUGAAAUUGGUAGGAAUAGCGCCACUUUAUUAGUUCUUUAUUAUAUAAUGCAACUUGAUAUUAUUUCAAGUAUGUAUCCCAAUCAUUACUUUUUCUCUUUUGUGUUUGAGCCGUCAUGAACAUACAAAGAGAUGCUUAAUUCUUUUUCUAGCUGAAAAAAAAUUAUAUUAGCAUAAAAGAUCUAUCAUUAUUUCUUUUCUCAUAAUCAUUAUGCAUUGACCUCUUGGUCCAAGUUUUCAUCUACCUCUUUAACUUGGUGUUUUGAAUGACUUUCAUCCAUUUACCUCAACUAAUGGUUUAAAAUGUUGAUCAAAGAAAUGUUUCGAUGUUCAAGAUAGUUUCUUAUCAAAAUAAAAAAUUGUUGAUCACAUGAAAGCACCGCAAUGUAUGUGCGACUAUAACUUAACAUCGUUUUUUGAAAUGACUUCACAUAUUCUUAAGUACAUAUUUCAUAGUGGGUCAGCCACUUCACUUUUUGUUUUGUUUUUUUUUAUUCAUGUAUUGAUGUAUUUUUAUCAUAGGGUGAUGUCCAAAAAAUUUUCAGUAUUAUUCACAAUUAAAUUAAUUACUUUGUUACCGAGCAUUAUCAACUGUUUUACUCGAAUUUGAAAUGUUCUUUUUUUGAAAUACAUUUUCUGUAUCAUGUUUCUCAUUGAAA
Planococcus citri (citrus mealybug) is the source of this 2587-nucleotide messenger RNA. Its product is annotated as ubiquitin-conjugating enzyme E2 D2B-like. The coding region runs from base 1018 to 1563 and encodes 181 amino acids. The record is from RefSeq and is a predicted model, not a curated record. Lineage: Eukaryota; Metazoa; Arthropoda; Insecta; Hemiptera; Pseudococcidae. The transcript is spliced from 5 exons.